GCCGCCAUUUUCUCAGUGCGCGCCGCCGGAGCGCUUCUCUCAGCCGGGGUCGGUGAGGAAGGUACGCGGCGCGGGCUGAGGAUGGAAAUAAUAAUGUGUGAUAACGUGCUUGAGAGAGAAAAGCAGAUUGGUUGUUUUUCCUUUGAAGCAUUCCAGCCCGAGCACCCAGCUUCCAGCAGACACCCAGAGGAUCAGCAGAGGAAGUGGAAUAAGGAAUACAAACUGAUGUAUGUAGUAGUUUGUCUGAUGCUGUUACUUCUGCAAGGAGAGUCUGUCCCAGUGUGCCACCCACGGGAUAUUCUGAGUUCUACAGCCUUUAUUUUUAAAGGGAACUGAAGGAAGAGCCCUACGAAGAGAUGACGUGUAAUGGCCCAGAUGGCGCCGAACCUGGUGCCACUCCAGCCACUGAUGGCGACCAGGAGUGGAGCCAGGAACACGACCGACUGGGAACCUUUGUGGAGUUUCCCCCUGAUUGUCCAGUUUCAGCAUCAGCGCUUGCUCGAGCUGGCUUUGUUUAUACUGGAGAAGGUGAUAAAGUCAAGUGCUUCAGUUGCCAUGCGACUGUUGAAGGAUGGCAGCCUGGGGAUUCUGCGGUUGACAGACACAAAAACCUUUCCCCAGAUUGCAGAUUUAUUUCUGAGUCUGUGUUUUUGGAAAAUAACGUACAUCCUCUUGUGCAGAGCCACCGGCAUAGAACUGAAAAUGGCUCCAGCAAUUUAGCUCUCUCGCCUGCUCUGGAGGACCUGUCUGAUGUGGAGGCAGAUUACUUGUUGAGAACCAGGCAGGUUGUGGACAUGUCUGAUACUCUGUAUCCUAAGAACCCCUCUAUGUGCAGUGAAGAAGCCAGGCUGAAGUCCUUUCACAACUGGCCCCCCUACGGCCUGUUGACUCCAAAGGAAUUAGCUAGUGCAGGACUCUACUACACAGGUGUUGGUGAUCAAGUCGCAUGUUUUUGUUGUGGUGGGAAACUGAAAAACUGGGAGCCUGGCGAUCGAGCUUGGUCUGAGCACAAGAGGCAUUUUCCCAAGUGCUUUUUUGUCCUGGGUCGGGAGGUUGGAAACGUUUCAACUGAAUCUGUUUGUGCUGAGCUUGGGAGAAGCUGUCUGAACAACGAACAGCAUCCGAGGAAUCCAUCCAUGGUAGAAUAUGAGAGGAGGAUACAAACGUUUCUAACUUGGAUGCACCCUGUUAACAAGGAACAUCUUGCUGAGGCAGGCUUCUACAGCACAGGCAAUGGUGAUCACGUUGUGUGCUUCCACUGCGGUGGAGGAUUGCAGGAGUGGAAGGAAAAUGAAGACCCGUGGGACCAACACGCCAAGUGGUUUCCUGGGUGCAAGUUCUUGAGAGAGGAAAAGGGAAUAGAAUUUAUAAAUAAUGUUCACUUAAGAGACGGAUGUAUGGAUUCAACAAUAGAAGCUGCUGAAGUUACAGUACUUCCUAAAGAUGACCUCUUACAGAAUCAGUUGGUACAGAAUGCCAUACACAUGGGUUUCAGUUUGUCUGAGAUUAGGAGCAUUAUGGAAAAGAAGUUGCACAUGUCUGGAGAAAGCUAUACAUCUGUUGAGGAUCUGGUAGCAGACUUAAUAAGUGCUCAGAAAGAAAAUGCAAAGGGAGAACCACCAAAAGAAAGCCCACUUGAGCAAGAUCUCAGUAUUGAAGAGAAGUUAAGACGCUUGCAGGAAGAAAAGCUCUGUAAAAUCUGUAUGGCUAAAGACAUAUCAGUAGUCCUCAUUCCCUGUGGUCACCUGGUUGCGUGUAAGGAAUGUGCUGAAGCAGUUAAUAAAUGUCCUCUGUGUUGUACAAAUAUUAUCAAGAGACAGAAAAUUUUUAUGUAUUAAUGAAAGGCACAGUACUGCGGAUGUAAGUGCUCCUGCUUUAUUUCUUUAAACGUGUGAUGUGACAACAGAAGGCUGGGUGUUCACCAGUCUAGCACACACUUAUGCUGCAUCUCACUUUGGAGAUCAUGUAAACACUAAAGCUUUAAUCAACACCCUGAAAAAUGAGUUGACUGUCAGAAGCUGCUAGAUUUUGGUUUAGAGCACUCCUAUCCUACUGCCUCCUUAGUGCUCUCCUCACUUUUUGUGCUUUUACUUUUUUCCCCCACCAAUAAGUUUGAGAAAUCAGACAGCAUAUAAAUAGCAGAAAAAAAUCUACUAUUUAUAGACUGUGUUUCUACUAAUUUGCUCAGCUCAUUUAUCAGAAAUAGACCUGCUUAAUUUUCUCUUCUAGUGGGACCAAGGGUAAACAGCCUCAUCAGAGGGAAGAAAUGCUUUAGGGUAAUUUUUAUGUUGUUAUUUUGAAUAUUCAGAUAUCCGAAUAGAUUUUAUGGGGUUAAAAUUCUUUCUGAUUCAUUGGAUGCUACAUUAAGGACUUCAUUUUGUGCAUCGUAUCCCCUACUAAUCUGGUGUUUCUAGUUUGAAAAACAUCAGCUAAAGUAUCUUUUUGUUUUAUUCUUGUCAUUCGCCUAUCUUAAGAGUAAAAUAACAUCAGUAGGAGCAGCUUUGCUAUAGGUUCUGUCUUCGAGCUACAAUUGUCUGUGUGAUAUUCUGUAGGUCACUAAUUAGAUGCCUUUACUGCCACUGAAGGAUGUCUGUCUGUUUGUCAUUCUUGUUUACACUUGUAAGCCUCUGUAAGCGGUCUCAAAUAAUAAUUAACAGGCUAAGCAAACAUGAGCAACAGGAACUAGCUCUGAAUGGUGUUGGUUUUCUUCUCUUUUCUUCUUAGAUGGACAGGCUAGCAACACCCUUGGAAUUAAUGGACCCUUUUAAAGCUGCUCUAAGCUUUAAAAAUACCAUAACUGCCUGUGGGUAUCUGUGACUGACAAAAGGUGGAAAUUGUAACUGAUGUUAAUCAUGAUGUUAAUCAGAACACACAGUCUUAACUUCAUUUCAUGUGCCACCUACAGACAUAAAAUGCAGACAAUCCUAGGAUCUAAUCACCUGGCCAUAUUUAAGUUUUUCUGCUGUCAAACUACAUGCAUUCAAAUAUUCUUAAAAUUUUUCUUAUUUGAUGUGGAAAAACUCAAUUCUGGUACUGAAAGGCAAGUAUGUAACGUCUGGUUCACUUCAUAGACCUGGUUUGGCAAAGCCUAAGCAAUGCAGAGCUUUAUUUUUCACUGUGGAGAGACUCUGUAUAGCUGAAGUUUGUGCAAACAGAGCUGUUUAAGAAAUCAGGCCCUCUAUAAAACUCGUACAUGCUCAUUUCUGAAAUUCUGACUCCUAUUCGUGUGUGUCUCAGCUCAGGUUCCAGCAUCUCAAGAGCACCGUACCAUUGGAAAUGUUAGCUCUGUAGCUUUGGUUGUGACGUGAUUCAGAGAAUCCCCACUCGCUAUUUCUGUUGUUGCUGUAUGAACAGGCCUCAGAAAACUGGUUUUAGCCUUCUGCUUUUCUCAACGCGCCCCUCUUGUAUACAAAUGUCGUUCCUUACAAGUGAACUCAACGGAAAUGAAGGAUGUUCUGCAUACCUCGUGCCCUUCAUUAUGACAGGAGCUGUCUUAUCUUAAAUCAUCCCCGUACCCAUGAGACAUUCAUGGUUUGCCUCACGUUUCUAACAUUUAGCAUCAUCCUCAGUUAUUUUUUCUGCUCGUGUUGUAAGUAUAGCUGGUUUACAGUAACACUAAUUAUGUGACUUCCUAUUUAUGUGGGCAUACUAAUUUGUUUCUGUUCAUACAGAAAUUUUAUCUUGGGUCCUACACACUGAGUAAUAUAUUUGAUUAAUGAUCCUUUAUAAAGAAUAUAUAGUUUUUCACACGAUGAAGGUUUUAAAUGCAAUAUACAGAAAUGUAACGUCUCUAUUUUUGGUUAGAUAUUUGCUAUGAUUAUAUGAGAUUUCACAGAACUGACAUGUUGCUCCGGUGCAAUUUUGUGUGUAUUUAAAUAAAGUGCAAUCCAGUUGUUCCCAGA
Centrocercus urophasianus (Greater sage-grouse) is the source of this 3902-nucleotide messenger RNA. It is a transcript of the gene XIAP, whose product is annotated as X-linked inhibitor of apoptosis. The record is from RefSeq and is a predicted model, not a curated record. Gene Ontology annotation, cellular component: spindle microtubule; cytoplasm; nucleus. Gene Ontology annotation, biological process: regulation of cell cycle. The coding region runs from base 357 to 1838 and encodes 493 amino acids. Lineage: Eukaryota; Metazoa; Chordata; Aves; Galliformes; Phasianidae. The transcript has 9 exons.